Pseudophryne corroboree (corroboree frog) is the source of this 6557-nucleotide messenger RNA. RefSeq names its product REST corepressor 3 (gene RCOR3). The transcript is spliced from 12 exons. Gene Ontology annotation, cellular component: histone deacetylase complex; transcription regulator complex. Gene Ontology annotation, molecular function: transcription corepressor activity. Lineage: Eukaryota; Metazoa; Chordata; Amphibia; Anura; Myobatrachidae. Bases 913 to 2532 code for a protein of 539 amino acids. Gene Ontology annotation, biological process: negative regulation of DNA-templated transcription; regulation of transcription by RNA polymerase II. The record is from RefSeq and is a predicted model, not a curated record.
CAGGCUCACACUGCAGUCUCCAGUCCCGAGAUCAGCAACCGCAGCUUCGCAAGGGGAUCCAGCUCUAAGCUCUCCCUCCCCUCUGACAGCCGGUCAGAGUCAGACACUCCCCCCGGACGGACAGGCGCAUACCAAGCUCCUCAGCGACAGGGGUCGCUGCAGGGAGCAGGUCUCGUCUGGCUUUCACCGAAACCCGUGCCCGGCUCCCCUCUCCCACCAGCAGCAGCAGCACCGACUGGCACGUCACUCGCAACCGUGUCACACCGCACCAGAACACCUCACGGCGGCCGCUUCCACCAGGUCAGAGUUCAGUGACCGUAGAACCCGAACGCCCAGGCACGGCCAGCAUCGCUGCCUGUCACACGGGCCGCCGCCUCCUUCAUCCUCACUCCCCCCCUUCGAUCACGCCGGGCCACCCGUGCAGGCAGGACCUGCUUGGCCGGCGCAGUGAUACGCCCCCAGACGGACGCUCAUACAAAGCUCCUCAGCGGCAGGGGUCCUGCAGGGAGCAGGUCUUGUUCGGUUUGCACCGAAUCCAGUGCCCGGCUCACCUCUCCCAGCAGCAGUAGCAGCACCGACAGGCACGUCACUUGCAGCCGUGUCACACCGUACCAGAACACCUCACGGCGGCUGGUUCCACCAGGUCAAAGAGUUCAGUGACCGUAGAACCCGAACGCCCAGGCACAGCCAGCAUCACUGCCUGUCACACAGGCCACCGCCUCCUGUAACCUCACGCCCCCUUCGAUCACGCCAAGCCACCCGUGAGAGGUGUAGGCAGGACCCGCUUGGCCGGUGCGGUGAUACCUCUUGCCUGGCGGAGUGCUGAGGUUGCAUGUGAGUGCGCUGUUGGAAGCCCGGAGCCACCAUCUACCUACUACCAAGGAGUCCCCGACGACUACAUCGGGAGCCGCCAUGCCGGGCAUGAUGGACAGGAGCACCGACUUCUUGGCCAAGAGUCGCUCAAACGGCACCAAGAGCCCGUCCAGCGCCUCCAACGGACACUGCUCGGAGGAGAGCGGCAGCGACGACGAGCACGGUGAUGUGGGCAUGAGGGUGGGAGCAGACUUCCAGGCCCGGAUCCCCGAGUUCGAGCCCGGUGCUACCAAGUACACAGAUAAAGACAAUGGAGGGAUGUUGGUGUGGUCUCCAUAUCAUGAUAUACCAGAUCUGAAAUUGGAUGAAUACAUUGCAAUUGCAAAAGAAAAACAUGGAUACAACGUGGAGCAGGCGCUUGGCAUGCUGUUUUGGCACAAACACAACAUUGAGAAAUCCCUCGCUGAUUUGCCCAAUUUUACUCCUUUCCCCGAUGAAUGGACGGUUGAAGAUAAAGUUCUUUUUGAGCAAGCAUUUAGUUUCCAUGGGAAAAGUUUCCAUAGAAUUCAGCAAAUGCUUCCAGAUAAGACCAUAGCAAGUCUUGUAAAAUAUUACUACUCUUGGAAAAAAACUCGAUCUCGGACAAGUUUGAUGGACCGACAGGCACGGAAGCUAGCAAGCAAAAACAACACUGGAGAAAGUGAUGAGGACGUUGAGGAAGCACAUCCUAAGGAUGGAAAUGAUAGCGAUUAUGAUCCCAAAAAAGAAACAAAAAAGGAGACGACUGCAGAACCCUGUAUUCAGCCUGUCAAGGUUGCUCUUGGUAGUAGAAGAGAAUACCAAAGUUUACAACAUCGUCAUCACUCUCAGAGAUCUAAGUGUCGGCCCCCGAAGGGCAUGUAUAUAAGUAAGGAGGAUGUUGUAGCUGUGUCCUGUGGUCCCAACGCUGCCAACACAAUUCUUCGGCAGUUGGACUCGGAAUUAAUAUCCUUGAAGCGUCAGGUUCAGAAUGCUAAGCAAAAUAACAGUGCACUAAAGCAGAAGCUGGACGGCGGCAUAGAGGAGUUCAAACCACCAGAGUUAAAUCAGAAAAUAAAUGCCCGGUGGACUACAGAAGAACAGCUUCUUGCAGUGCAAGGUGUCCGCAAAUAUGGUAAAGAUUUUCAAGCUAUUGCAGAUGUAAUUGGCAACAAGACUGUUGGUCAAGUGAAGAACUUCUUUGUAAACUACAGGCGUCGGUUUAACUUAGAGGAGGUAUUGCAGGAAUGGGAAGCAGAACAAGGAACCCAGACCUCUAAUGGUGAUGCUUCUACUUUAGGGGAUGACACAAAAAACACUUCUCAUGUGCCAUCAGGAAAGAGCACUGAUGAAGAGGAUGAGACCAGCCAGACAGUUCCCCCAGCAGGACAGUCACCUCCAACACAGUCUUCUGCUCCGGCUCCAGCAGCCUCAGUAACAGCAUUGAACCAGCCUCCACCACUUCUUCGGCCGACGCUGCCAGCUGCACCAGCACUGCACAGGCAGCCUCCUCCUCUUCAGCAACAGGCCCGAUUUGUUCAGCCAAGACCCACUCUCAACCAACCCCCUCCACCUUUAAUUCGCCCAGCUAGCUCUUUGCCUCCUCGUCUAAAUCCAAGGCCAGUAAUGACCGCAAGCACUGGUCAACAGCCAUCAUCUCUUAUCGGGAUCCAGACUGAAAUGCAGCCCACAAUGCAUUGAUUCAAGGACCUAUAUUCCUUCUCUUUCAAGAAUUGUCUUAAAUUCUUGAGAGAAACAUUUUGGAGCCAUUCCCCCCAGUUACAAGGCAUUGUUUUGAUACAUGCUACUUCUAAAAAAGGUCAUCAAAUUUAGACAUUAAAACGUUUUUUGUUUUCUUUUAUGUACUAUACACUAAACUGAUCCAGAAUGUAAAGUAGCCUCUUUUUAUAUACAUAAAAGCAUAAACGUUCUGUAAACCAAAGUGUUUUUCCAAGUCAGCAUUCAUUGGUUAUGUGUUAUUGUGUGUCAUAUUUCAGGUCUCGUAUACUGACCAUAUGCAAUAAAUCCCCAACGUCCAAUAAUUGUAAGCGCUUAAUGAUGUGCAGUCUAAUCUUUGUCAACCAGUGAACCAAUCACCUAUACUCAAUGUUUGUUAAGCCCCCAAAAUAGCAAACCCCACCAUGUGUACAGGACCGGCCCACCUUAAUAAGGUCUUCAUUUUCAUCUUGUUUGUCCUUAUGUAAACUGUUAUUUUCAACAGAUCAGUGUAAAUAGCUUAACAUGUAUUUUUAUAUUACAUUAUGUCAAUAUUUUAUUUGAUCAUGUUCCUUAAAAAGAUUAGCAUUUUCAUGGUCGUGCAUUUGUUCUAAACCAUCGUCAUUACGUGAGAUUGCUCUAUAGUUUAGCUGUUGGCGUACACUGUAAUUCUUUUACAUGUUUAACUGCUAUGAAAUAACUCUCCUCCUGUCACAGUUCAUGGAAAGUUGCGAUAAAUGUUGUUUUGGUUUCUCUGUAGCUUGCACAUAUCACCUUACAUUCAUAGUACAGACCAUAACACUUAUGUAGAAGAAUAUGCUAAAUUUGUCAUGUUACUGUUUAUUUAUUUACUGUAUGUGAUCUGAUGGAAAAUGUCUUAUGUAUGUGACUGUCGCAUAUAAAUUGUCAGCUGUGUUUGAAGUUUACACAAACGUGUGUAACGAUACUAACUUCUGUUUCCCUAUCUGACAAGGGAUCAUCCCCCCCCCCAAUCGUUUUUUUUUGUUUUGUUUUUCUUUUUAUGAAUAAAUUAUUUAUUGUAUUAACAUUUAGGUACUAGACUUCUCAAAUACUUUGCCAGGUGAAUGAACAACUGGCAGUUGCUUAUUUUGUUUUUUUUUGUUUGUUUUUCACAUAUUAUUCAUAGAAAGUGCUCUUAUGUGACGGUUUGCUCAUGUUAGUGUUGCAAAGUGUUCCAAAUCAAUUAUUUCCCUCAGUAUUUAUCAGGCCCACAUCUUUAACGUAUGAUAACACCAUUAUUUUGCAAGCUUUGUAAAAUAUUCCUAGUUUGUGUAAUGUGAUUUUAAACUGUAAUAUUGUCAAUGUAAUUGAUACAGUUCCCUUUCCAUACUAUUUUAUAUCUAUAUGUUUCCAAUCCACCUAAAAAUGUAUUAAGUGCUGUGUAAGUAACUGUAAGGUUAACUGGAUUUUCUCACAUGUAUUCAAAUAUGGCAAAAGCAAAAUCUGAAAUGACUACUGGAAACAAAACAUGAAGUUACUAAUUUGGAAAAAGAUAAAGUAUAGUGGGGCAGAUGUAUUAAGCCUGGAGAAGUGAUAAAGCAGUAAUACCCCUUUCACAUCGCACAAAUAACCCGGUAUCAACACGGCAUAUUGCCGUGUCGAAACGGGUCAGUGUGCGAUGUGAAAGCACUUUGGCCGAAUUAGUGGGUCGUCUGACCCGGCAAUUCAACCCGGUAAAAAAGCAUUAUUACCGGGUUGAAUACCGGGUCAGGCGCAGUGGGAAUGGGAGCCGUUUCGAUGCGACACGGUUCCCAUUCACAGCAUAGGGAGAGGCAGCGCAGGAGAUGAGCUUAUCUCCCAACGCCGCCUCCACCCCUGCUGCUGCUGCGCGCCCCCCCCCCCCCCCCCUCAGACACCCCCACCCCCUUCCCGCUGCUAGGGCAACCGACCCGGGUCGGAAAGCCAGCAAAGCAGAGCAAAUGCCGGAUCCGUUUCUCUUACCGGGUGGGAUCCGGCAUUUGCGAUCUGAAAGCGGUAUAAGUGCAACGUGAUAACGCACCAGCCAGUAAGCUCCUGUCAAUUUACAUAUUGGUGCUGAUUGGCUGGUGCGUUAUCACCUUGCACUUAUCACUGCUUUAUCACUUCUCCAGGCUAAAUACAUCUGCCCCAGUGUUUGUUGUGCCACUCCUGAGGAAUGGCUAAAUAACUUUUAUUUUAGUAUUUCCUUAAUUAUUGUCCUUAAUAUACUUUCUAACCCAUAAUAUUAAAAUGCGAUUUGUAACAUUCACAGUACUAUAUGUAAAAGUUAGCAGCAAGGGUUUUCAACGUUCAAGUUUUCCAUCAGGUCAUGUUUUGAGGAUUUCGGUCUGUGGAACAAUUACUGAGCCAGCAAAAUUGAUUAACUCGCCUGUGCAUGAUUAUAGAGCUCCACAAAGUAUGAUGUGUUGGUACCUGAGCACUGGAGUUGAACUCCUGCUUUACGUGAAUUUAAAUCUUAAACCAAUAGAAUUUAAACGUAUGCAAAAGGAAUACUAUGUUCUAUUUCAUUCUUAAAAUUUUCACCUUAACUUCACUAUAUUCAAGACAAGUUCAAGAGUUGGAUUUGUUUACCUAGCAGAGUAUAUGUUUGCGAUUGUACAUAACCCUGUUAAACCUGCCAUAGCACUAGAAGAUCCAGUUGUUCAACAUCAGAGUAAAAUGACUUGAUCUGUGCCCAAUUUGGCAGCUUCUGUAUGUAACCACAUGGGUUAGAUUUUAUAGUAUAACAUUAAGAAAGCUGGAUCACUCCUGGCCUACUUGGUGCUGCUUGGACUUAAUAACCAUAGUCAGUGGGUGACUGCAUUUAUUAUGGUUCCAUAAUAAAUUCUAGGUAAAUUCAAAUGGUUUAUAUCCUGCGUGAGCAGCUAAACUCACUACAAGCUAUUUGUAUUCCGUUAUCAACAAUGCCUAUUGUGUCCUUUCUUCGGAUUACUAGAAGGAAGUAUGUCAGGCCUGGCCAAACUGUGUCUCUCCAGCUGUUGUAAAACUGAAAGUCCCAUCAUGCCUUGCCACAGUUUUGCUACUAGGGAAUGCUAAAACUGUGGCAGGGCAUGCUGGGAUGUGUAGUUUCACAACAUCUGGAGAGCCACAGGUUGGCCAGGCCUGAAGUAUGUUAUGCACAGGAAAAGUACAUCCCCUGUCCAUAAACUCUUAACCUCCUAAUACCGAGCAUGUGUAACUUCUACAUAUAUAUUUAUGAAUGUUAUAAGUGUCACUUUUUAAAAUUAUUUAAUAUUUAUUGGUCCUUUAAUUCAAAAUUGAAAGUGUGCCUCAGUGCUGUCACUAGUUAAGAGUCAAUAUAUAGCCUAUAAUCUAAUGAAUAUUGGAUAAGCCCAUGUAAUGGCCACCUCAGUGUUGUGCAGCUACCCAAUGCACUUUCUGAAUGUCUGCAAAUUUAUAAUCUUCCAACAAGCAAAAGAAAGCUCCUGAGCUGCUUGUCCGAAGACUUAAGAUAUAGAAAGGCAUAAAGCACAAUUCUGUGCAGAGUGUGUAAUGUGUUCACAAAGGCAGUAUUGUAAUUCCUAAUGAAGAAAAUAAUUUCCAAAUCAGUCACAUUAUGUUAAAGGAAAUUUGCCGAAAUAAAAUGCCUUAUGACAAAUGUACUGCAGCCUCUGUAUUUUCUGCUAUAUAGUUAGUGUAACAGUUAAUUCAUGCCAUUAGUGGAUUCAGUGUUUCAUUGCUACUAAUUGCAUUCCUGUAUUUUGCCUUUAAAAUUGGUAAAAACAAAUUUCUAAGAAACAGUGUAAAACUAUUUGAUGUUUUAUAAAUGUAUUUAAUUGUGUUCCAUGUGGUAAUUUGCAAACUUGUUGUAAUUUUAUGACUCCCCUUAAAAUAACAAAGUGUAUAGCAAGAGUAGUGCUUACAAAUGAGUUGUCAUAUUUAUGUGCGGAUAAGUCGUAACUAUAGUUCUUUGUCUGGUUAGUGUUUUCAUUUGUUUGUCUUUUUGUUUUUUGUAUGUCAAAUUGUUAUUUGCUGGAUGCUAUGGUCAUAGGAUUAAAGCUGGAAAUAUG